This is a messenger RNA of Aspergillus alliaceus, 2920 nucleotides long. RefSeq lists its product as uncharacterized. Lineage: Eukaryota; Fungi; Ascomycota; Eurotiomycetes; Eurotiales; Aspergillaceae. The record is from RefSeq and is a predicted model, not a curated record. The transcript has 2 exons. The coding region runs from base 394 to 2616 and encodes 740 amino acids.
UAUAACCUCUCUUAGUACUCCUCCGUAUGGUAAUGUAAAUGGAACUAGGUAUAUGUCUUCUCCGCCUUUUAUUUUCCCUUUCUUCUACUAUUUACUUCCGAACUGCUACUACUAACUAAUCCAUACUUUUAAAACAAUAGCAACCAUCGGAGGGUUUAUCUAAUUUUUUUUUUCUCUUUAUUUGCUCUCUCUUUCUUUCAUCUGUACAUGGCUGUUCAACUGAGUUUGAUGGUGGAGAUAGAUUGAUCUCAUUUCCACCCCUCAUUGACCCCUCAGAUCCACUGAGAAUCGACACCUCAGCUCGAUGAUUUGGCGCCUCCGCUCCAGCCUAGCCACACCAAGGGGUGCCAACUCACUCUCAGUCUUGGGCAAAGUCGCAUUCUAAUCCCAGCCAUGGAAUCCUGUCCGCAUAGCCCGGUUCCUGCUAGUCAGGUUCCCUGCAUUCCUACCCACUCCUCAUCCACUCCGACGGCGCUGCGCUGUUGCUGUGGCCGUGAUGACUGUGCAUUCCUGCAGCACAAUAAUGUAGCUCUAGAGGGGUUAGAAAAGGAUCUCGCUACCGCUGCUCGAUUAGGUCAGGCUUUACUCCAUCGCCAUGAGUCCUAUAUGGCCGAGGCUGAGGAGGACCGUCAUCGGUUACUCACUAGCAUCGAGAACCUCGAACGCGAGAAGCGGGAGGCUCAGGCUGAAAACGCCCGCAUCAUCGAAGAGAACCGCGGGCUGUUAGAGCAGCUGGAUGCUCUGAAUAAGGCCGUCGCUGAUUCAGAUUCGCAUGCGAAGUCCGUGGAGGCUAGGCUAGAGUCUUCCGAAGCUGAGCUUCGCACAGUGACGGCGUCGGCAGCACGAGCAGCCCAUCUCGAAGCGCAAUUGGUUGAGAUGGAGGCCGAACAGUCCAAGCUGCAUAAUAGUCUAGAAUCUGCGCAAGAAGACUCUAGAUCGGCAGUGCAACGGUGGAAGAAGGCGGAAAGUACUCUCAGGGAUCUUCAUGAUCAGAUUGACCGCAUUGAGAAGGAGGCUAGAGAGGAGCGCGAACGCCAUACCGAAGCGGUCCAGCGUAUAGAACGGAGACGGACCGUAGAACGGGAGCUUGAUGGUGCUGCUGGACGACUUAAAGGAGCUGCAGCAGCUCACGAGCUGGGCCGGAGUCACGGUGGAACCGUGGUCUCGCGCUUCGUCAGGGACAUACUGCAGGAUAAUGCCAAUUUGCAACUGGGGAUUGUUGAAUUGCGGGAGUUGUUGGAGAGUUCAAACCAAGAGGUGCAGUGUCUGCGGGAUCAGAUUCUUUCGCAUCAGCUGGUGCCCAUGACGGAAGGCGAUGGGCAGACACCCCAGCUUGCACCGACUUUGAGCCAGGAACUUCAGUCCAAAGAGCCGCGCCGGGCGCCACAAGAGUUCCACAUUCAUCAUCAUUAUCAUACGCCGUCUAUCAAGAAAGAGAAGCCAACACUUUUCCGACGGUCUAAGAACAGACAUACCUGGGGACAUCCCAAUGUGGUGCAUUCGCCUUCGGGUACAAAACUAGCUCGGAAACCCACGCACCGCUCGCAAUCAUCUCAGUCUUCUGCCUCCAUGACGAUGUCUCAACCCUCUGUGCCUAUUCCCCCGGCUUCUCAACGCUGGCCCCUGCAAUCGCCCGGGACUGAGUCUAUAGCGAGCUCACCCCAGUCAGGAUAUCGGUCAUCGUCUAUAUUUGAUAGAGUAGAGCGUGGAUUUGAUUCCUCCCGAGCUACUAGCCCUGAGAGCCCCGCCUUUUCACCAUUAAAGGGUGCUCGGCGGAGAAGCAGCUUCUACGACGCUAGUUUUCGAUCUCCUGAGACGGAUGUUUCAGUCGAUCCUUUGGACGAUGGCAUUUUCAACAAGGCUCUUGGGGAUUCGUUCCAGCCUGUCAUACCGGAAGAACGGGAGGACUUCGUACCGUAUGUCACUUCCGAGAGACCUUUUUCUCCUAAGCCUAACGAUGUCUUUACUUCUCCUUAUCGCUCGGUGCGUAAGACAUCCCACGAGAGCCUCUUCUCCGUUGCAGGCAUGGAUAUCCAUACUCCCAGUCGUCGUCCAUCGCGAAUGGAAGAUAUCUCAAGGCCAUUACCUGCUCGUGUCCCGCGCCGUAUCUUUUCUAGCGCUGAUCAGUUCUCUACCCCUGUCCUCUCAACGACUACUGUUACCGCCGACGGAGAGCCUUCAAAAAUUGACCAGUCGUCGCAAACGCUACUUGCUUCGAUGGCUGCUAGUAAACAGUCCGAGGGAGGGUCUGCAACCAGUGACCUACUCGACUCUAGUGCUGCACCAACUCGGAAAGUUUCUCUCAGCCGCCGCGUAGGCGGAUGGGUUCGCGGUCAUUGGGGAAACACGCCCACGGCCGAAACGGAUGACACAAAACCCCUAGAAGCGCAACAAAUCACUUCAGCGCCCCCAGCGUCAUCCGACAGCACACCCCAAUCCACUGGAAAUAAACAGCCCGGUGUCCGAGCUGAAACUGUUCCGAGCCUCCGAUUUCGGUACCCUGGCGUGAAUCAAAAAGGCCCAAUCAUGGGGUUUCGGCCACCCGCCCGAGCUCCAUAUGCUAUUCACGCGGAUGCGAUAGAUGAGAGCCUAUUGAGGGAGACUCUAGCGGAGUGAUGCAUCACCAAGGCUGUCUUGGCCUUGACACUAGUGAUAGACUUCCUGUCUCACUGUUUGCAUAGUUGAAUUUCUUUCUGUCAUUUCACUCGAACUACGGAGAGGGUGAGCUACAUCAUCGAAUAUAGGCAGCUUUACUGGCCUUGACACUCCUUGUCUAUCGAUUAGCGAUUAUAUACUAGGCGUCUCUCUUUCAUUACAUGAUACCCCAGCGGACAUUCCUUAUUCUUACAAGAUGUCGUCAUUUCAUAUAUUGUAUUCUGUGUGUAGUGAUUAAUAAUUAAAUCUCAAUACCGUCUUUACA